CUGUUCUGAUCCUACAGGUCGGCAGUCUAGUCGGGUUCGCGAAGCUAAACGGAGCUGAUAUACUCAGGUGUCGAUCAGAGUCUGCAAAGUUACGUGUAUGAGUGUUGAUCUGUGCGGGGAGUAGCGUUUUCAGAUAGAUCUAUAACAUAGCAUUGUGGGAGCCCAAUGGUUGUUCCUCUCCUAGCCGCUGACUAUUUACACUAGUAAGAACAAUGAGAUUACUGGAGAGUGGCUGCCUUCUGCUGUUGAUCGUGACGAUAGCGGUGGAUGGCCAGCAAACUUGUACCGGACCGGACGGAAGAGCCGGGAACUGUAUACUGCUGCGAUCGUGUGAUAGCUUGUUCACGUUGAUAAAAAAGAAGCCUCUCCUCCCGGAGGAUCGUUCCUUUCUGAGCCGGAGUCAGUGCGGCUGGUCUCAGCAGGAGAAUCAUCCAUUGGUGUGUUGUAGUGAUCCUCUGGACACUCCGAUCCGUGUUGGCGAGUCCUUGCUACCUCCGGUGGGAGUAUGCGGUAUUCAGACCAGUGAUCGUAUCGUCGGAGGCGUCAACACCAAGAUCGACGAGUUUCCCUGGUUGGCGUUGCUCAAGUAUGCCAAACCUAACAACGUAUUCGGAUUCCACUGUGGAGGCGCGCUCAUCAACAAUCGUUACGUUCUAACUGCGUCGCACUGUGUUAACGGCAAGGAUAUCCCAACUACUUGGACUUUAGCCGAAGUUCGCCUGGGAGAAUGGGACACAUCGUCCGAUCAGGACUGCGAAGGCGUUGGAGUGGACGUUGAUUGCUCGCCAGACCCGAUCGACGUGGUGAUCGAGCGCCGUAUACCCCAUCCGGAAUACAACCCCCAGACGCUGGAACAGUUCAACGAUAUCGCUUUGCUGCGACUGGAGCAACGGGUAGAGUACACCGAUUUCAUCAAGCCGAUCUGUUUGCCACGGACGCCCGAGUUGAAGGCCCGGGAAACCGUUGGUCAGAAGUUCCAGGUUGCCGGAUGGGGAAGGACGGCCACGGCACGGUACAGUAGCGUGAAGCAGAAGGUCGGCGUCGAUGGGAUCGGUCUGCAGAAGUGCAACUCGGUGUACCAGCAGGAGCGUGUGACCUUGAUCGAGCGUCAGCUGUGCGCCGGAGGGCAAGCGGGUAAAGAUUCCUGUCAGGGCGAUUCCGGUGGUCCGCUAAUGGGCGUGGCGCAGAACGCAAAUGUCCAGUUUUGGUAUCUGGUGGGAUUGGUGUCUUUCGGACCGACGCCAUGCGGACAGGAAGGAUGGCCCGGCGUGUAUACCAAUGUGGCAAAGUAUGUGGACUGGAUCGAGGCAACGUUGGAGCAGUGAGACGCAUUUUGUGAGAUUUUUUUUAAUUAUAACGAACAAUAAAUGAUGUGACUAUUCGUGUAAUUUGUUUCGGA
Aedes aegypti (yellow fever mosquito) is the source of this 1399-nucleotide messenger RNA. Its product is annotated as serine protease easter. The transcript has 4 exons. Lineage: Eukaryota; Metazoa; Arthropoda; Insecta; Diptera; Culicidae. The record is from RefSeq and is a predicted model, not a curated record. Gene Ontology annotation, molecular function: serine-type endopeptidase activity. Bases 213 to 1325 code for a protein of 370 amino acids. Gene Ontology annotation, biological process: proteolysis.